This is a messenger RNA of Dermatophagoides farinae (American house dust mite), 4195 nucleotides long. NCBI's taxonomy places the organism in Eukaryota, Metazoa, Arthropoda, Arachnida, Sarcoptiformes, Pyroglyphidae. The record is from RefSeq and is a predicted model, not a curated record.
GUAAUAAUAAUCAACAACAACAACAACAAUCUGUUCAACAAAGAUCAACAAUGGUCAAUACAAACAAUAUGGCUACUGUUUCUGGAACCAAUAAUAAUGAUAUUAUUUCUAAUGAUGAUGAUGAUGAUGAUGGUGGUGGUUGUAAUAGCACAACAAAUGAUCGACACCUGUUUACAUCACGACAUAUACAUACUAGCCAUUAUCAUCAUCAUCAUCAUCAUACACCUAUUGGCCAUGGCCAUCAUGAUAAUAAUAAUAAUGAUACCUCUUCCAUAUCGGUCGAUAAUAAUGAUGAUCAAAUAUCAACGAUUGGUUCCAGACAAUCUACGUCCUCCGUUUCAUCAGUAUCAUCAUCGCCGCCACCACCACCACCACCACCACAAUCGGCAUUGACAUCGCCCAAUGGCCGUGUUUCAGUUAAAAAAUUAGCUAGACAAGCAUCAAGAUCACGAAGUUCAUCGAGAGUGAAGAAAAAAUUAUGCAUUAAUCCAGUCAUGACCAAUGUUGCCAUGGCCGUUGAAGCAGCUAAUCCACCAUAUUAUUAUGAAUCUAAAUCUCAACCACAACCGCAACAACUACAACAACAGCAAUCAAGUCAACAAGAUUCGCCUCCAUCAUCAUCAGCAUCCAAUAAUACCUCAUCAUCAUCAUCAUCAUCAAAUUUAAAUUGUACGUCUUCCAUAUUGUCUGCCAACGGUAGCCAUCAAAAUCAUGAAUAUCACCAUCAAUUGGAAUCUAUAAUUGUUGCUACCUCUUCCUCUUCCACCAGUUCUUCUCAAAAUUCUUCUGUCGAGUUACAAAAUAUUCCAUUAUCAAAAGAUUCACCUUCUUCAUCAAAAUCGAUGAUCGGGUUUGAAAAUCUUUCAACAGCUACAAAAACGACGUCAUCAUCAACCACGGCAACAAAUGGUGUUGCUAAUAUUGAUGAUCAAGAAGAUAUGCUGUUAUUAGCCGAUGAUAAUAAUGCCUGUUCGGCAUCGCCAACUGAUCCUCAUCAAUCUUCAUCAAAUUUAAAUUCGGGCCUUGAAUCUCAUAGCGAUCAUCAUCGACAUCAUCUGAGUAAUUCUCCUGUAAAUCAUCAUUCACCACCUUAUGAUUUACGUAGAAAAUCUGGUCCAAAUUUAAAUUCAAAUCCGAAUUCUGUUGUCACCACUGAAACAUCAUCAUCAUCGAUUUCUCAACAAGAUCAAUGCAAUGGACAAUCAUCUAGUAAUGACAAUACACUUAUUGCAACAAAUACUGCCAAUAUGAUUGUGCCGAAUCAACAAACAAACGAAUGUCCAUCGAACCAUUUAACAACUAGACAACAUAGCCAUGGCCGUUCAUAUCGACCACAAAACAAUCAAAGUCACAGUCCAUCAACGAAAGUCCUUGCCGAUAAAAAUCAAUAUAUUAGCCAGGAUGGAGCAGCUGCAAGUUAUCUACUCUAUCAACUUCCCGACGAAGUAUUGCUUUUGAUAUUCUCUUAUCUAUACGAAGUAGAUUUGUGCCAUGUAUCAGAAGUUUGUAAACGAUUCCAUAAAAUUGCUAAUGACUGUAAACUAUGGAAAAAUCUAUACCAGGAUCGUUAUGAAUAUGAUAAUCCAAUGUUUUAUCGUGGUGUUGCCAAAUUUGAAAUAGUUCCAGCAGCGGAAUGUGACCUAGAUAAUCCAUGGAAAGAAAGUUUUCAACAAUUGUAUUACGGAAUCCAUGUACGACCUGGACGAUUGGAACAAAUUGAAAAGGAUCCACAAAGGUAUCGUGGUCAAUCGGUGGUCUAUUUUGAUACAAUUGAACAGGCAUACAAUUAUUCAGAAGACUUUGAUAAUUGUUUUAUAUUCAUACACUCUGGUCAUUAUAAAUUUGAUUAUCUCAUGAUUGAUUCGAAUGUUAAUUUUAUUGGUGCUGCUCCGGGAAAUAUUGCCGAAAAUGUUAUUUUGGAAAAGGAAACCGAAUCGACCAUAACAUUUGUUGAAGGUGCACGUGAAGCCUAUCUUGGAUAUGUGACCUUGAAGUUUACACCCGACCAAUCAACUUCAGCACAACAUCAUAAACAUUAUUGCCUGAAAAUCGGUGAGAAUAGCUCACCGACCAUUGAUCAUUGUACAAUUCGUUCCACAUCAGUGGUUGGUGCAGCUGUCUGUGUUUCCGGCGCUGGCUCUGAACCAACCAUUCGACAUUGUGAUAUCAGCGAUUGUGAGAAUGUCGGUCUUUAUAUUACCGAUUAUGCACAAGGUAUCUAUGAAGAGAAUGAAAUCUCUCGAAACGCAUUGGCUGGUGUUUGGGUUAAGAAUCAUGCGAAUCCAAUUAUGCGUCGUAAUCAUAUUCAUCAUGGUCGUGAUGUUGGUGUAUUCACAUUCGAUAAUGGAUUAGGCUAUUUCGAAGCAAACAACAUACAUAAUAAUCGUAUUGCCGGUUUCGAAGUGAAAGCUGGUGCUAAUCCAACUGUGACUCGAUGUGAAAUCCAUCAUGGUCAAACUGGUGGCAUCUAUGUUCAUGAAUCAGGUCGUGGCCAGUUUAUAGAAAAUCGUAUUCAUUCCAAUAAUUUUGCUGGAGUAUGGAUUACAUCACAAUCGAAUCCAACCAUACGACGGAAUGAAAUCUACAAUGGUCACCAAGGAGGCGUUUAUAUAUUUGGUGAAGGUCGUGGUCUUAUCGAACAUAAUAAUAUCUAUGGAAAUGCCUUAGCCGGAAUUCAGAUACGUACUGCUAGCGAUCCUAUUGUUCGAUUCAAUAAAAUUCAUCAUGGUCAACAUGGUGGUAUUUAUGUUCACGAAAAAGGCCUAGGUUUGAUUGAAGAAAAUGAGGUUUAUGCAAAUACAUUGGCCGGCGUAUGGAUUACAACAGGAUCGACACCUACAUUACGUCGUAAUCGAAUUCAUUCGGGUAAACAAGUUGGUGUUUAUUUCUAUGAUAAUGGCCAUGGUCGAUUAGAAGAAAACGAUAUCUUCAAUCAUCUGUAUUCUGGUGUGCAGAUCCGAACCGGAUCGAAUCCGGUUAUUCGAAGGAAUAAAAUUUGGGGCGGUCAAAAUGGUGGUGUUCUUGUUUACAAUGGUGGCCUUGGUUUAUUGGAACAAAAUGAAAUUUUCGAUAAUGCAAUGGCUGGUGUUUGGAUCAAAACCGAUUCAAAUCCAACAUUAAGGCGGAACAAAAUAUACGAUGGCCGUGAUGGUGGUGUAUGUAUAUUCAACGGUGGUAAAGGUGUACUUGAAGAUAAUGAUAUAUUCCGUAAUGCACAAGCUGGUGUUUUGAUUUCAACACAAUCACAUCCAUUAUUGAGAAGAAAUCGUAUUUUUGAUGGUUUAGCUGCCGGUGUAGAGAUCACGAACAAUGCAACAGCCAUAUUGGAAUUUAAUCAAAUAUUUAACAAUCGUUUUGGUGGCUUAUGUUUAGCAUCAGGUGUUUUACCGAUGUUGAAAAAUAACAAAAUUUAUGAUAAUCAUAAUGCAGUCGAAAAGGCUGUAAAUAGUGGCCAAUGUCUAUAUAAAAUAUCAUCAUAUACCAGUUUUCCUAUGCAUGAUUUUUUUCGCUGUCGUACUUGUAACACAACAGAUCGAAAUGCUAUUUGUGUUAAUUGUAUAAAAACUUGUCAUAAUGGACAUGAUGUUGAAUUUAUUCGCCAUGAUAGAUUUUUUUGCGAUUGUGGUGCACGAACAUUAAGCAAUCAAUGUCAACUACAAGAUGAACCAACACAGGAUACGGAUACAUUAUAUGAUUCAGCAGCACCGAUGGAAUCACAUACACUGAUGGUGAAUUGAACCAUAUUAAAAAAAAAAAUAGUGCAAUUUUCGAUGAAAAGAGAAAAAAAAACCAAAGAUAAUUUGAAAUUGCAAACUUCCAUUCUUCGUAGUAUACUGUAAUUCUUUACAUUAAAUGUACAAAAAAACACUCAUCACCCACUUAGGAAUUUUUUUUUAACAAAUUUUUUUUUCAUUUCAUUUCAUUUCAUCAACAUUUGUAUAUCAUUCAUGUCACAAAUAAUCCAUCAUUCCGAUUCUCAUUCAUUCAUUCAUUCAUCACUACCAACCAACCAACCAACCAAACAGGCUGCCUCUCUUUAUAGGAAUUCUUUUUUUUUCUCCAUUAUUUUAUCAACCAAAAAAAAAAAAACAAAAAUUCGUGCAAUUCCUUUUUCCAUCUUGUAAACAACAACAACAAUCUAUCUAUCAAUCAUCAAUCAAAUUAUUAUUAUGAUAAACAAAACACAGUAAAAACA